UGUGCAGGAAGCUGUGUCAGUGCCCAGACAAGCCACAGGGGCUGACCUUGCUCUCCCUGGCCAUGGGCCCCCACCUGCUCCUGCUGCUGCUCCCGGGACUAGCAGGUCAGGGCUCCGCAGCCAGCCUCCCUGAGCUGCUGCAGGCACCCGUGGGGGCCACCAUUCUGGUGCAGUGCCACUACCGGCUCCAGGAUGUCAAGGCUCGGAAGGUGUGGUGUCGCUUCUCAGCCGACAGCUGCCAGCCCUUGGUGUCCUCGGCUGUGGAUCGCAGAACCCCAGGUGGCUCGCGCACCUUCCUCACAGACCUGGGGGGCGGCCUGCUGCAGGUGGAAGUGGUGGCCCUGCAAGAGGACGACGCGGGGGAGUAUGGCUGCAUAGUGGAGGGCGCCGCGGGGCCCCAGACCCUGCACCGGGUCUCCCUGGUGGUGCUCCCCCAAGUUCCUGGCCGGAGCAAGGAGGAGGAGCAGACCCAUAAACUUGGCAGUGUGGCUGAGGACCCCUCCUCAGACCUCCCAGGCAGUGCCAGCCCCUGGGAGCCCAGGCAGCAUGAGAAGAGCACCCCCCUGAUCUGGGGGGCUGUGUUCCUGCUGGGUCUGCUGGUGGCGGCUGUGGUGCUGUUUGCUGUGUUGGCCAAAAGGAAAGCAACCAGGCACGCUGUCUGUGGUCGAUUCCAGAUCAGCAGAGCUUCAGGAAUGGAUUCAGGGGGCCCCCACAUCGGUGAUUCGGGACUGGCUGCUGCGGGGCCUUCGGACAUAGCAUACGCGAGGCUCGACUCCCCACUUUCCUUCGAAAAUGCCACCUACAGCGACCUACCUCUUGAUCCCCCACCCUCAGUGCCCCCUCUGCCUCCUAAGGUCCACAUUUCCUCCAAGCCUGUCACAUAUGCCACAGUCAUCUUUCCGGGAAGGGACAGGGGUGGAGCAGCCUCCUGUGAGCCAUCCCAGGAUCCAGCUAACAGCCAGACUGCACCCAGCUGAUCUGGUCAGUCCUCUGCACACGCAUGGCAAUCAUCCCUGGGGCUUCUGCGCACCCAGUCAGCCAGCUCACGUUAGAGCCUUAGGAUAUUUCAGCAACUUUCAGAUCCAAGCUCAUGUCCCAAGUUUGUAGCCAGGGAAGAAAUGUGGAUAUGACUAAGGUGUCUUGGAGAAGCUGUCUCCCCGCCAUGCUGUUCCUCUGCUAUUACACACUGAGUAAAAUAAACCCUAAAUGAUGAUAUGUGAA
Molecule: messenger RNA, 1221 nt
Organism: Oryctolagus cuniculus (rabbit)
Lineage: Eukaryota; Metazoa; Chordata; Mammalia; Lagomorpha; Leporidae
Gene: TREML1
Product: triggering receptor expressed on myeloid cells like 1
Cellular component (GO): cell surface
Molecular function (GO): signaling receptor activity
Source: RefSeq, a predicted model, not a curated record